Messenger RNA from Caenorhabditis briggsae, 1128 nucleotides. The transcript has 6 exons. Bases 1 to 1128 code for a protein of 375 amino acids. Gene Ontology annotation, cellular component: membrane. The record is from RefSeq and is a predicted model, not a curated record. Gene Ontology annotation, molecular function: glycosyltransferase activity. NCBI's taxonomy places the organism in Eukaryota, Metazoa, Nematoda, Chromadorea, Rhabditida, Rhabditidae.
AUGAGUAUGGAAGAAUGUACUUAUAUUAGACUUGGUAUACUAGCAAUGUCCUCUAUUCUUAUAUGCUUUUAUACCACCUCUUCAACAGAUUUUCUGAUUCUAUUCAGACCAAAAUUUGACACCACCAUGUCCUUCGAGCAAAAAGCGUUUGUCUAUGAGAAAAUGAUACGGGCAUUUCGAAAAAUUGACCACUCAUGUGAAAUGCAAGGGAUGUACUGUAAGCGGCCGGAGACACAACAUGUGGAUUGUGGAAGAGUGUUGCAAGGGGAUAAGGACUACCUCUCCACCCUAACCGGUGGAUCGCGAAUCCCCUUAAUCCCGGACCCUUAUCUCAACAUGACAUGCCCGGCAAUCAACUCCAGGAUCCGCCCACACCAUCUACACUUUGACCCUCUCAAGUUAUCCGGAACAGCUUUCGCCAGAAUUGUGUACACUGAUUAUGAGUUCAUCGAAAAGCAAAUUCAAGUUUCCUACCAUCCACAGAACUAUUUUUGCUUUGCGGUGGACCAAAAAUCACCAGAAGAGUUUCAUGAGAAAAUGAGAAAGCUGUCAGAGUGUCUACCAAAUGUUAUAGUGUUGCCUGCCACCGAGUCCUAUGACAGCGAAGGUCACAACAACAACUUGGCACACUAUAAAUGCAUGCAGGAACUAAUCUCCCGACCCGGUUGGAGUUAUCUAAUGCUUCUUCAACAACACGACGUUAUCACAAAAUCAGUAUAUGAACUAGAUCGAAUCUUUGAGCUUCUCGAUGGAGCCAACGAUCUGUGGAUGGCUAAAGAGAUUGCAAAAAGGAGAAAUAAGAAGUUGAAAUGGACACCAAGAGAGUUGAGAAUGUUUGGGAAUGACUCUGCUAUCAGCAAGGAGGUGUUGGAUUCUGAGCUGAAAUUCUCAACAGGAUAUGUUCAAGGAAGUCUUUCAAGAGAUACUGUAGAGUGGAUGGUGCGAAAAGUUGAUCUUUCGGUUUUCAUAGAUCAGUGGAAUCAAUCAAAAUACGGUGGCGAUGAGCAAUAUCUCACUAGCUUGAAUAUCAAUCCGGCUCUCGGAAUGCCAGGACACUUCACUGAUGAAUGUCUGAAACAGGAUGUUCCAGUUCCGGGAAUCACAAGGCACAGAAUCCAUGCAUCAUAA